AUGGUGCACGGUUUGGCACUAGCACAACAGCAGCACAGGCUGUGCCUGUGCAGUGGGGAUUUUCCUAGUUACCCAAGAAAGCACAGAGAUGAGGAGAUGGUAUCUUGGGCUGACUGUGAAAGGGGCAUCAAAAGCAAGACGUUUGCGGUUAUCAAAACGCAAUGUAGGUCUGAAAUCCCCGCCGCUGCAGAACUGACCUGUGGCCACGAGAGGGCAGAAAGAACAUUCCUUGUAAAGCUUGAUUUUGAGGCGAACCGUGGACAGAACCUGGGCUGGGAACUGCCAGGCCUUCCCACUGAGCAAUACUGUGAUGUCACUCAGCAGAAUAAAAGUGACGUGCGUAUGAAUGGUGAACUACUUCGUAAACCACCAGGCAGUUUAACUAAGGAAUUUCCUACUUCUCAUCCCUAUCAGACACACAGCUCUAGAUACACCAUAUUCCCAAACUCCAGAUCACCUGAGGAUUGUGACACUGCGAUCAAUGCAAGCAGUCACCAGCUUUUGCAUCCCAAUAUCCCUACCAAGGCCAGCGAUGUGGUUGUUCUGAGGAAGACCAGAGGUAAUCCAUGAAUCCAUAAGGUUGUCAGUACUUCCUCUGACUCUAAGAAGGCUGUGCACUGGCCAGGACACACAUAUUUACAGCUUCCUAGGUUCGCUGAAGGAAAAGGUCAAAUACACCAUCCAAAUCCACCAAAGAUAAUGGCCCCCAACUCCACUUUUAGAGCCAGAACAUAACCUCUCUCCAAGAACAAUAUGGUACAAAACACUGAAAGGGCUCUGGGGAUCACAGCAUACAGUCAGGACUUCACAGGAAGAGCUCCUAUGAAUCCCCUUAUCCUAGAUAACUAUGACAUGAAAGCUGUUGGCAAAUUAACUGGAGAACUAGGUGAAGAUGUGGAACUAAAAGAAAUAUUUCUGCCUAGUCUCCCACAGGUAGGACCCCUUGAAGGGUGCACUGUGUAUUUACUUCAAGGUCAAUGUCCCAGUGAGUCAAUUCUGCAAGAACAGUGUUCAGAUGCCUCUGUCUUCAUUCAGGGUUUCUACUGUCAUAGCCGGCUACUCAGGCACAAUGCUGAGUAAAAUAAAACCAGUGGCCAGCCUAGAUCAGGAGUGUAAAGUGAC
Molecule: messenger RNA, 1122 nt
Organism: Pezoporus occidentalis (night parrot)
Lineage: Eukaryota; Metazoa; Chordata; Aves; Psittaciformes; Psittacidae
Gene: SPMIP4
Product: sperm microtubule inner protein 4
Exons: 9
Cellular component (GO): centrosome
Source: RefSeq, a predicted model, not a curated record